UUCCGGCUGUCUCCGCCCGUUGCGACUCUUGCAAGCUUGCUGUCCCGUCUUUUGGUUCGCCCGUCUCAACGUCCCACAACCUCACCAUUACUGUCCCAUCAUCCCUUCCACUUCUGCUGUUUGGAGACGAUGCUAUAGUGGACAUUCUGGCUUUAUCCCCAUCUUGCCAGUAACCUCAGACGAACAUGUGAUGAUGCGUGGUCCAACAGGCAGGUGCACGACACCGUUCACCUUGCCAGCAUGAACUCGCAUCGUCUAGUUUUUGUGGUUGCUGCGACCUCUUCUAUCUUAAUAGACAUUGUCGGCGGUCGGGGCAACAAGUCCAACAACAGUGGACUAUGUAUGCGCGAGAAGUCUGGCGAGAACUUCGCAUUGGAACGGGUUAUCUGGCGAUUGCUGUCCUUACUCAUAGGACAACCGCAGGACUACGUGUGCCGACAUUCUUGGAGAUUUGUAGGAGAUCCUUGCCAGGAUCCUCUAGUCAACCAAUGCUCAACAUCGCCUGGUAGAUCGGCCCGAAGUAUUACUCAUGAAAGCCACCGACUUCAACGCGAAUUCACGGAGAUACACUCCAAUCACCGACGGGUGGUCGAUGUGAUCUGUGCCGGUCUUCUUUCGGAAAGCUCUCGCAGACUACUCGAUCUCCGCAUGUUUCCCGUUCGUCGGCGCGCACGUUUGAGCGAGAGCAGUUGGAGGCACUGGAAAAGCAUCUUGUUGCGUGGAAGGCGGGCCUAGCGAGUGUGCUGGAGGUUGUUAUUAGUGCACAAAAGCGCGGUAACGGUUCGACUGUGGGUGAAGUCGUGCAGCAGGUCACCCAGACAGGUGGCAGCGUUCAGAU
Suillus plorans is the source of this 838-nucleotide messenger RNA. RefSeq lists its product as uncharacterized. The transcript has 3 exons. Lineage: Eukaryota; Fungi; Basidiomycota; Agaricomycetes; Boletales; Suillaceae. The record is from RefSeq and is a predicted model, not a curated record. Bases 241 to 735 code for a protein of 164 amino acids.